Plasmodium inui San Antonio 1 is the source of this 1497-nucleotide messenger RNA. RefSeq lists its product as hypothetical. The coding region runs from base 1 to 1497 and encodes 498 amino acids. NCBI's taxonomy places the organism in Eukaryota, Apicomplexa, Aconoidasida, Haemosporida, Plasmodiidae. The record is from RefSeq and is a predicted model, not a curated record. The transcript has a single exon.
AUGACACAGGCUAAGAAUGAAAAUUGGCAAUUGAAUGAUUGGGGAAAGGAAAAAGAUAACUGGGGCUAUACCCCCUCUCCGGGAAAUAGCUGUCAGAAGAAUUCAAGACCCCGAUAUUGUUAUCCGGAAUUAAUCAAGAAAGGAACAAGCAGAUGGGAUGGUCUGAGUGAAUGGUUGAAGGAAAAAAUAUUACAAACCGUUACUUCCAAAUGGCCAGAGAAUUUCAACCCAGAUGUGGGCACCGGCAUAAAGGAUAGUGAUAGAAAACCCUUCAACUGGGGUCAAGUGCUCCAUACAAUAAUGAAUCAGAUCCAAACCGAUAUGAUAGCAGAUGUGGACGAGCACAGCACCAGCCGGUUAUGGGGCAACGGGGAGUGGUACACAAUCUUACAACCAGACAGUAGUCUAGAGAAGCCAUGGGACAAAAGUGAGGUCGGUCAAAAACUUCUGAUGACAAUAGUAUGCAUCUUAACAGGGUUGACAAGUUCAAGGACGGAGGAGGAGGUGAGAUAUCCUGGGAGGGGACACUUAUGUGGCCAACUGGACCAGGCUUUAAUGGUAGAUAAAGAUAAGUGGAAAAGAUGGUUGGGGAAUCCCCAAAAACUAUCGCGGGAAAAAAAAUAUGAAUGUAAACACCAGGAAGAUUCUGAAGGAUGUAAAACUGCAGGUAUGAGUUUAGUAUUAACAGUAUAUAGAAGUUUGGCUAGUCUUUGUACCAAGUGUGGGCCUUAUAGCAUAGCUCGAUGGGUUAAUACUAGUUUAACUGAAGGAAUAGACCAGGGAGAGUGGUAUUGUGAAGUUAUCGGGCGGGUAAUGAAGUGUGGUAAGUCAUCCAAGCGAGAUUGGAAUAUAAAUGAUUUAAGAAUGGCCCCAAUACAGGCAGAAACACUAGUCUCGCAGGGUAGUGAACCCCACCAAGGAAACAGUGAGCAAGGGUCGGACGCAAGAGUAGAAGCACCCAAUCUAACAUCGUCAGCACAGAUUGAGUCACCCUUUCCCACUGCUACCCAAAGCGACAGGGGCUCCACGGAACAGAACCCCCCACCGCAGGCUGAUGAUCUGCCUAAGACUAUUGCCGGCUCUCAAGUUGGGGGGGGUAAAUCAGCUUCCUUCCAACACCCAGGAAGAGUCGAACAACAUCAGAUGAAUGCGGACGAAUCAUCCCGGCCAGAAAAUGUUCCUUCGAAAAAUGAAGACUCCGGCGAUCCGGGACACGGGGGGCCUCCCCAAAAGGCAGACCUCGGGCGGCCUAAUACUCUAAACUCCGAUUCAGGAACCUCAAGUGGACACGGGGACGUCUCUAGGAUUCUUAAACCGGCAGGACAGGAAGGUGCCGGUAUCCCUCCCCUAGUGGGGGGAGCAGUGGCUGGUGUCGUAGCAGUUAUAUUACUGGGAUUGGCCAGCGCCUAUGGAAUAUUUCGGAUUUACAGAGGAGGAAAGAGGGCUAGAUCGCGGAGGGACAGAAUCAAUAUUUCGGUCGUUCCUGUUUCGGCGUAG